GUCCAUCUGUCUUGCCUUGGGAGUGUGUGUAGCUCAUGUGCAUUGAUCUGUUGCUUUCCUUUGCAAGCAAAUGACUCGACCAGCAUGCGCUAACCUUGGGAUUCUCGUUUAGUCUCUAAUAUGCUCAACAAACUGUCUGGACAGCCGGAAAGCUACGAGAAGAAAUCCCACUACAAAUUCGGAAGAACGCUCGGUGCUGGCACAUAUGGUAUUGUCCGGGAGGCGGAUAGCAGCAAAGGGAAAGUCGCGAUCAAGAUCAUCCUGAAGAAGAAUGUCCGAGGCAACGAGCGCAUGGUCUACGAUGAGCUGGAGAUGCUCCAGGCUCUGAACCACCCCAACAUCGUCCACUUUGUCGAUUGGUUCGAAUCAAAGGACAAGUUCUACAUCGUCACGCAACUGGCCACAGGUGGAGAGUUGUUCGAUCGCAUUUGCGAAUACGGAAAGUUCACAGAGAAGGAUGCGUCUCGAGUCAUCCGACAGGUGCUCGGUGCCGUACAUUACCUGCACGAGCGAAACAUUGUCCACAGAGAUCUGAAGCCCGAGAACCUUCUAUACCUCACCCGCGCCCCUGAUUCCCCCUUGGUUCUGGCCGACUUCGGUAUCGCCAAGAUGUUGGAUAGCCCCAGCGAAGUUCUCACCAGCAUGGCGGGAUCGUUCGGCUACGCUGCCCCCGAGGUGAUGUUGAAGAAGGGCCACGGCAAGGCCGUCGACAUGUGGUCCCUCGGAGUCAUCACCUACACCCUCCUCUGCGGCUACUCGCCCUUCCGGUCCGAGAACCUGACCGACCUGAUCGAGGAGUGCCGCUCGGGGCGGAUCAUCUUCCACGAGCGCUACUGGCGCGACGUCUCCCAGGACGCCAAGGACUUCAUCCUCACGAUGCUGCAGCCAGACCCGGUUAAGCGCGUCACGUCCGAGGACGCCCUGAAGCACCCCUGGCUGACCGGCGAGACCGCCAGCGACCGCGAUCUGCUGCCCGAGAUCCGCGCCUACAUCGCCCGGUCGCGUCUGCGCCGCGGCAUCGAGAUCAUCAAGCUGGCCAACCGCAUCGAGUCCCUCAAGAUGCAGGAGGACGACGACGAGGAUAUCCCCAGCGUCGUCGAGGUGGCGGGCGGCGAGGCCGACGCCGCGGCCCCCCACUCGACCGACCCGGCGGCCGCCUCCCCGAACGGCAAGUCCGCGCCUUCGUCCCCGGAAAGCGACGCCACGGGCCGCAAGAAGCGCAGCCUUAGCAAGGUCGCCCGCGGCGCGAUCUUCCGGGAGGUUGUCCUUGCCAAGGUGCGCGAGGCGAAGGAGACCGAGGAGCGCGAACGCGUGGAGCGGGAGGCUCGCGAGAAGACCUCUCAUGCUUGAUGUGGUGGUUGAGUCCUACGAAGUUUAGCGAAGUUUCCCGAUAGAGAGGGGCAGAGAGGGGGUGAGAUGUCUUUCCGACCCCUACUAUCUGUGUGCCACUUUUUGCUUUGGGGGUGGGGGGCAUUGGCUUCUAUUCCCGUUUUUCUUUUGGACACCAUGAACACACACCGUGGAGAAUGCUCCUUCUGCAAUUUUCUUUUCUUUUCAAAUGAUUCCCCGUCCAUAGUUUCCUUGUCUUCUAGUGGGUUAUGUCCAACUUUGUGAACGAGAAUCUGAUUUUGCAUCUGGCUGGUUACAUCGUACGGUU
Aspergillus brunneoviolaceus CBS 621.78 is the source of this 1657-nucleotide messenger RNA. Its product is annotated as serine/threonine-protein kinase. Gene Ontology annotation, molecular function: ATP binding; calcium/calmodulin-dependent protein kinase activity. Bases 121 to 1350 code for a protein of 409 amino acids. Gene Ontology annotation, biological process: protein phosphorylation; cellular response to oxidative stress. The transcript has 4 exons. The record is from RefSeq and is a predicted model, not a curated record. NCBI's taxonomy places the organism in Eukaryota, Fungi, Ascomycota, Eurotiomycetes, Eurotiales, Aspergillaceae.